Messenger RNA from Tricharina praecox, 1918 nucleotides. RefSeq names its product nucleotide-diphospho-sugar transferase. Gene Ontology annotation, cellular component: Golgi apparatus; membrane. Gene Ontology annotation, biological process: protein N-linked glycosylation; cell wall mannoprotein biosynthetic process. The record is from RefSeq and is a predicted model, not a curated record. Gene Ontology annotation, molecular function: alpha-1,2-mannosyltransferase activity. Lineage: Eukaryota; Fungi; Ascomycota; Pezizomycetes; Pezizales; Pyronemataceae. The coding region runs from base 347 to 1828 and encodes 493 amino acids. The transcript has 5 exons.
AAAAAUAAAGCCCCCUUCCAGCUACACCACACAGCACAGUCAACAGAACCUAACUCCACCUACCGUGUCCGAUCUGGCCUCGACCCGAAAAGAAGACUCCACCUCCGCCCAACGAUUCGAAGAAAAACUCUCCACUCCCUCUACCUUCCUUCGCUACCUCCCGACCAUCAUCAAUAACAAGUCGCUUCGACUCUUCACCGUCGUUAUCUUCAGUUGCGACCGGUAGUCGUCGCCGUCGUCAUCGUUGUCGUCCGUCCGAGCCCGCAUCCGCUCCUGCCCCCUACUCCUCCGGCCAGGGCGUUACCAUCGUACACGACCCCUUAUCUUCCGACACCCACUCGUCGCCAUGGGGCUUGUACGGCAGCUCCUCCAACGGCUUCCGUCCAAGAAGACGCUCGAUGAGAUCGCACAAUACCAUCGGCUCUCGCCGCGGUUAGCUUUCCUGCGGCGCCGCAUACGACUAAAAGGGAGCUCGACAAUAACGAUGCCCCUCGGCAUGGUAUUGCUGUUCCCGUUCACAAUAGUCAUGCUGUUGCUCGUGCUCUUCGUGCGGCACCCUAAUUCUCCGGGCCGAAUGCUGAUGCCCUCGAGCGGACCGCCGGCCAUAAGACGGAUAAGCGAGAAGUACGAUAAAGUCUUCGCUACGGGAUGUCUCGAACCGAAAACCGACGGACCUCGGGAGAACGCGGUGAUCGUAGUCCUGGCCCGGAACAAGGAGCUCCCCGGUGUGCUGCAGUCCCUUCGGCACAUGGAGCGGCACUUCAACCGAUGGUUCCACUACCCGUACGUGUUUCUGAACGACGGCGAGUUCAACGACGAGUUCAAGAACACCGUCCUCAACUACACGACCAGCAAGGUGGAGUUUGGCCAGAUCGAUCCGCUACACUGGGGUUUCCCCGAUUGGGCGGAUGUGGAUGAGGUUGAGGAGGCAAUUGCAAAGCAGGGUGACCAGGCCAUCAUGUACGGUGGUAUGGCCAGUUAUCAUCACAUGUGCAGGUUCUAUUCGGGACAAUUUUGGAAGCACGAGCUUCUUCUGAAGUACGAGUGGUACUGGCGCUUGGAGCCAGAUAUCGAGUUCUUUUGCGAUAUGACUUAUGAUCCUUUCGUCGAGAUGAGGAAGAAUAACAAGACGUAUGGAUUCACGAUCGCGGUCAAGGAAUUGCGGGAAACCGUUCCCAACCUCUUCCGGUACGUGUCGGCAUACAAGCGCAACAACAACAUCACAUCCAAGGGAAUGUGGGAGAUGUUUGCGGAGAAGCGGGAGAAGAAGGAGGACCAAGAUACCCUGCCGGAAGAUGUCCUCAAGCUCGAGCCCGGUCGUGGCAAGUUCCCCGAGGUCGACCCGACGGCUAUGGAGGGAGAGGACUACAACAUGUGCCACUUCUGGAGUAAUUUCGAGAUUGCGCGCUUCGACUUCUAUCGCAGCAAGCAGUAUACCGAUUUCUUUGAGACGCUAGACCGCAGCGGUGGAUUCUGGACCGAACGGUGGGGAGAUGCACCCGUCCACUCGCUCGCCGCCGGCGUUUUCCUUGGUCCCGCAGACCUCCACUACUUCCGCGACAUCGGCUACCGGCACACCACGAUCCAGCACUGCCCGGCCAAUGCCCCGGCCAAGCAGCUCCCCCGGACGCCGUUCAAGGAGCCAUAUCUCGAGGACCAGAAGAAGGCGAAGGAGGAUGACGAGUACUGGGACAAUUGGGACGCAGUGCAGGAGAACGGAGUGGGGUGUCGGUGCAAGUGUGACACCGACAUCACGGACAUCGAGGACAAGAAGGGAAGUUGUCUGUCGGAGUGGGUCAAGGUUGCCGGAGGGUUCACAUCUCCAUAAUCGGGGAUGGAUGGGGAUAAUACACAAUACGCGAUGAAAAGACAUACGAUCACCCCCCUCCCCCCCACUCAUUCACACGCCAUGGCAGAA